AUGACUUCACGAUCGAUUUCGCGAGAAAAUUCUCUUCAACAAGAAAAACCAUGGCUCUUUCCUCAAUAUCAUACAAAUGGAAUGAUUAAGAAACUCAGUGACCUCGAAAACGAGCUGCAAAAUCCGCCAGAACUUAUCUCUAGAAAUGUAUUAGAUCGCAUUCAGGGUUCAAUGAUAGGUUUGGCGUUGGGUGAUGCUGUUGGUGCUCAUGUUGAAUUUAAAACCCGAGAUUUUUUGAUCAAAUAUCCAGUAGACGAUCUCCGAGGUGGUGGCACUUGGGGACUUCGAAAAGGAGAGUUCACCGAUGAUACAUCUAUGGCUUUAUGUCUAGCGAGUUCUUUGGUGGCACAUCGAGGAUUUAAUUCUUAUGAUCAGCUCGUUCGAUACAAAUGGUGGUUUAAGAAAGGUUAUCUGUCUUCUAUAGGUGAAUGUUUCGAUAUUGGUGCGUCUACCAAACGAUCAUUGCUUGAAUUUGAAAUUCGUCAAUAUGAUUUUGCUCACAAAUACAAUAUUUCUGAUGAUCAAAUAGACUAUCUUACACCUUCUCAAUCAGAAAAAUUCAAUGUAAUCUGUAGUGAGAAAGAUGUAGCUGGUAAUGGUGCUUUAAUGCGACUCGCUCCUGUACCACUCUUUUUCUAUCGUCAUCCUAAACAUGCAAUCAAUUAUUGUAAAAUCAGUGCAAGAUUAACUCAUGAUGAUCAACGUGCUUAUGAUGCUUGUCGUUAUUAUGGCGCUCUAAUUGUAGCUAUUCUUCGAGGCGAGAACAAAAAUGAUCUGCUCGACAACAAUUUUUAUUCCAAUCAUAUAGAUUGGUUCCAGUAUGAACCACUUCAUCCAGACAUAAUGAAAGUCGUUCAAGGAUCUUAUAAAAAGGAGCAUGGAUAUGAUCAAGGUAUUCGAGGCGCAGGAUAUAUUGUCAAUGCAUUAGAAGCUGCUUUGUGGGCCUUUCGUUUUGAUGAAGGUUCGUUCGAAAAGGGUGUUCUUGCUGCUGUUAAUCUCGGUGAAGAUACUGACACAACAGCGGCAAUUUAUGGUCAAUUAGCCGGUGCUUACUAUGGUUACAAUCAAUUACCUAAGAAAUGGUUGAAACAUCUAUAUGGUCAUAAUUUUAUACAAUGUCUAAGCAAAUGGAUUGCAUAUGAAGGAGAAAGAUGGAGCCCAGAUGAACCAGAACAUUCGACGGCGACUGGUCAAGCUAGGCGACAAUCAUCAAUUAUCGUGGAAUUGUCUACUAAUCGACGUCCAUCUUCCACCAGGAGCACACCCGUUUUUCAAUCUAAUUCACAACAAACCGGUGAAACACAUAAGAAAAAUUCUAAACCGACGUCCGACCGCGUUUUCGAGAUAACGGUUGAACAAGAACAAAAUAAGCCCGCAAGAUUGACUGCAUCUAUAACGCAACCAAAUAAUGCUGGUGGAGUUCUUAAGCCACAAGCUAGUUUUCAUGAUGACGGUGAUUUUCGUUGGAAAAGCACUUCAAAAAAUGAUGUACCUUCUAUUCGUCCAAAAUCACUGCACCCCGUUGCUUCCAUGGCUACAUCUAAACCAACGGAUUCUUCCACACGCUUGGAAGACACUGACGAUGUUUGCCGUUGGAUCAUUUCUUUGGGCGACGAAUAUGCAAAUUAUGCACCUAACUUCAAGAAAAAUAACGUUGAUAGAUUUUGGCUCCUUCAUGUAGUUGAUAGAGAUGUUCUUCGUGAAUAUGGAGUCGAGAAUGCAAGACAUCAACGAACAAUUCUUGCUCAAAUUAAAGAGUUGAAUAAACAACGUACAACCGAAGCUUUAACAAAGACAAACAAGGAACUCAGUUGA
This is a messenger RNA of Rotaria sordida, 1815 nucleotides long. The record is from the annotation of a GenBank genome assembly. NCBI's taxonomy places the organism in Eukaryota, Metazoa, Rotifera, Eurotatoria, Philodinida, Philodinidae.